Rotaria sordida is the source of this 1179-nucleotide messenger RNA. NCBI's taxonomy places the organism in Eukaryota, Metazoa, Rotifera, Eurotatoria, Philodinida, Philodinidae. The record is from the annotation of a GenBank genome assembly.
AUGAAUUUAUCUAAUUCAAGUCAAUGUUUAAAUGGAGGUCAAUAUUUUAGAUAUAACAAUGAAACAUCUAAAUGGUGGUCAUGUAAAUGUUUACCAUGUUUUAAAGGAUCAUUAUGUGAAAUACAAUAUAAUUAUAUUCAAUUUUCUUGGACAUCAUUAAUAUCUGUUGAUAUUCAAUAUUCAAAAACAAAUAAUGAAAAAAUUAUUUUAAAGUCAAUUUAUUUUAUAAUAACAACUUUAAUAUUUUUAAUAUCAAUAAUACAAAAUGUAUUUUGUUUAAUAACAUAUUUCAGAAAACAAAUACGUAUAACAACAUGUGGUAUAUAUUUAAUUAAUUAUUCAUUAUAUAGUUUAUUAUCAAUUACACUUCGAGAAAUAACAAUAAUUAAUACAAUUAUAAUAGAUAAAUAUAAUUUUUUUAUUUGUCCAAUUUUACCAGCACUUUCAUCAAUAAUUAUUUCAUUAAGUUUAUGGACAAGUUCAUUUAUUGCUGCUGAACGUAUGUUAAUUGAAUGUUUUGGUUAUAGUUUAUAUCGAACACGAAAAUAUUCAUUUAUUUUUUCAAUUAUAUUAUUAAAUUUAAUAUUUUUAACACAUAUAACAGAAUUUAAACGACGUAAAUUAAAACCAGAUCCAAUAUUACCAAAUAUUUAUAGAUGCACAAGUGAUGAUUUUGAAUGGUCAGAAAAACCAUGGAAAAUAAUAGAUAGGAUAUUAACGCGAGAAUAUUUACAUAUUGGUGUACCAUGUUUAUUACAUUUAGUAUCAACAAUAUUUAUAUUACUACAUAUUGUAAAACAUAAAAUUUAUAUAAAUGAAAUAGAAAACCAAUUUUGGCAAAUAUUAUUAAUACAAUUAAAAAGACAUAAAGAUUUUUUAAUUCCACCAAUAUUAGUUAUGUUAUGUACGCUACCAAGUUUAUUAGUAGAAUUAAUUACAUCGCAAUAUUGUCUUGACUUUAAUAUGAAAUUUAUUUUACGAAUAUAUAUUUUAUUUUGUUAUAUUUAUUAUUUACCACAAACAAUACCAUUUUUUAUUUAUGUAUAUCCGUCAUCAGUUUAUACGAAUCAAUUUCGACAAACAAAAAUUGCCCUUUAUUUAUUUAAAAAAAACAAAACAUUUUUAUCUCAAACAGAUGUUAUGCGAAAAGAAAAAAGAAUAGUCGAUUUAAAGUUUUAG